Molecule: messenger RNA, 615 nt
Organism: Rubroshorea leprosula
Lineage: Eukaryota; Viridiplantae; Streptophyta; Magnoliopsida; Malvales; Dipterocarpaceae
Source: the annotation of a GenBank genome assembly
AAUCAUUGCAAAUAUUUCCAGAAAAAUGAUAAUUUUGAUGUGGCACACCAAGUGUUUGUAAAAAUGAUUUACCUGUUUUUCUCCAAGCACAUCAAGAAGGCCUAUCAAGUGCAACAACGUGAUAGCCGUGCUCGGCCAAGCUAUUUAUCUGGUAAUUCCAAGAGGACCAGAGCUCAGGGAAGCCAUGAAUCAGCACAAGAUCAGAGAUUAUACGGUUCAAUGGAGUUUUUCAAAUUUGGUCGGUCUGGUUGUUCGCCAAAGAAAUUCAACAGUUUUGACUCAAGAAAGCUUGACCGAACUUUGCAGAAGUGUGGAUCAAAUGCUGUACACUCUCACUAGCCCUCCAUGCAAGUGGGGAUAAGGGCCGACCUGAGGAUUUCAGCCUCGUGGAAGAUCACCACUUUGUCAGUCCAAGAUUGGCUCGGUUCGGACAAAUAUAUCCUCUCAGUUAUCCAAUGGAUGAAGCUCAAGUUUGAUUGUCAAGCUUGUUUACUUAUGAAGUUGAACCUAAAUGGUUCGCAAGUAACUCAUCUCUAGCAGAAUUCUCUCUUCGGCAGCUUACAUGUGAAGAGAUGUAUAGAUGACAAAUCCCAUGAAGAAAAGUUGCAAAAGUGC